AAUCGUGACACAAAUACAUGUCCAAACCAGGCACCUGUCUUAUGCACCGCUAUCUUUAUUAGACGAAUCACUAUCAAAUUUCGAGCAGAGACGAGCAUAUCUACAAGCGAGAUGAAGUAUUCCGUUUUUUCAACACUUCUGAUAGCUUCUGUUUGUGUGGCUGUGUUUGCUACUCAGUGUCAUCACCAUGACCUUUCUAUGUGCACGGGCGUAGUGUGCACAGCGGAUACCGAAGAAGUAGGAUGUGACCAUGAUGUUUGCACGUGCGUACCAAAACCACAAUCGUGCUUACAACCUACUGAUUGUAACGGAAUAACAUGCGAGAAACAUGACGAAGCCAUCCACUGUAUUGAUAACAUAUGUAAAUGUCAAAAAUCACAUCCGUAGUGAAAAGUCGUUUAUUUUGUUAACAACAAAAUACCAAUAAACAAUUAUUCUUUA
Mercenaria mercenaria is the source of this 441-nucleotide messenger RNA. RefSeq lists its product as uncharacterized. The transcript is spliced from 3 exons. The coding region runs from base 112 to 387 and encodes 91 amino acids. Lineage: Eukaryota; Metazoa; Mollusca; Bivalvia; Venerida; Veneridae. The record is from RefSeq and is a predicted model, not a curated record.